Messenger RNA from Silurus meridionalis, 2682 nucleotides. RefSeq names its product wingless-type MMTV integration site family, member 3 (gene wnt3). Gene Ontology annotation, cellular component: extracellular region. Gene Ontology annotation, biological process: multicellular organism development; cell fate commitment; canonical Wnt signaling pathway. The record is from RefSeq and is a predicted model, not a curated record. Gene Ontology annotation, molecular function: cytokine activity; frizzled binding. Lineage: Eukaryota; Metazoa; Chordata; Actinopteri; Siluriformes; Siluridae.
GAGGGGAAGGAAAAAAAAAAGUGGGGAGAGAAAAAGAUAUGUACCUUAGGGAAGAAGCUCAGAGAGAGGGAGGGAUAGAGACGACGGGUAGGAGCGUGUGAGUGCGUGAGACAUUUACUUCUCGAUCUCCUGGGAGGACAAACACACUUUUUCUCGUCUUACUUUCUUCUUUCUUCAAGAAAAAAUUUAAAAAUUCAUAUUACCGAAUUAAAAAUAAAUCGUUUUCUUGUUUUAUUGGAAGAAAAAAAAAAUUCAACCCAGAUCUAAAAAACAAGGGGACUCCGAACUCCGUCCCCUCGCUGGAAAUCCUAUGUUCUGAUCAAUAAGACUUUACAUCCACACAAGAAGACAUACCUCAUGGAUUUGUACCUUGUUGGAUAUCUACAUCUUCUGUGCGUGUGGUUGUCCAGCUCACGGGUGCUCGGAGCCUAUCCCAUCUGGUGGUCCCUAGCUUUGGGGCAGCAAUACUCAUCUCUGGGCUCCCAGCCCAUCCUGUGCGGCUCAAUUCCUGGUCUCGUGCCCAAGCAGCUGCGCUUCUGCCGGAACUACAUCGAGAUAAUGCCCAGUGUGGCCGAAGGGGUCAAACUGGGCAUCCAGGAAUGCCAGCACCAGUUUCGUGGUCGCAGAUGGAACUGCACCACCAUAAAGGACAACCUAGCCAUCUUCGGCCCUGUGCUGGACAAAGCCACUAGAGAGUCUGCAUUUGUCCAUGCAAUUGCCUCAGCUGGCGUGGCCUUCGCAGUGACGCGAUCCUGUGCAGAAGGGACCUCCACCAUGUGCGGCUGUGAUUCCCAUCACAAAGGGCCACCAGGCGAGGGCUGGAAGUGGGGUGGCUGUAGCGAGGAUGCCGAAUUCGGGGUGCUUGUUUCCCGAGAGUUUGCAGAUGCCAGAGAAACGUCCGGACGCACGCCCGCCAUGAACCGGCACAACAACGAAGCUGGGCGAAUGACCAUCCUGGAGAACAUGCACCUACGCUGCAAGUGCCACGGCUUGUCCGGGAGCUGCGAGGUGAAGACAUGCUGGUGGGCACAGCCCGACUUCCGCUUGCUGGGCGACUACCUGAAGGACAAAUAUGACAGCGCGUCCGAGAUGGUCGUGGAAAAACACCGGGAGUCCCGAGGCUGGGUGGAGACCCUGCGGGCCAAAUACGCCUUCUUCAAACACCCCACUGAGAGAGACCUGGUCUACUAUGAAGGCUCGCCCAACUUCUGCGAGCCGAACCCGAAGGGCUCGUUUGGCACGCGCGACCGCGCCUGCAAUGUGUCGUCGCACGGCAUCGAGGGCUGCGAUCUCCUCUGCUGCGGCCGCGGCCACAACACGCGGACUGAAAAACGCAAAGAGAAGUGCCAUUGCAUCUUCCACUGGUGCUGCUACGUCAGCUGCCAGGAGUGCAUACGAGUCUACGACGUACACACAUGCAAAUGAAAAAAAAGCACAAGGGAGGGCGGCAACGAAAGACUGAACGAAAUAGGACUGAGUAGCCUAUACAUGUACACACAUGGCCACACACAUCCACACACACACACACACACACACACACACACACACACACACACACACACACACACACUUACUCACAAGAUUGUAUUGAAUACAGAACACAUACCAUGGGUAGUGGCACUUCGGUACCUAAACUUUUAAUAUCCUUUAAUAACAUUUGAGCCUCUUUUCUGGGAGAUUUAGCAACCAUGUGAUUACAACUAUCAUUUUUGAUGCAUUCCUUUUUUAUAUUUAUUUCAUCUGAACAGAGUGUAGCACGUUAUCACCCAAAACUUCGCUGUCUUUCGGUAUCGCUCUAGCUGUCACUCUGGCUCUCCUCAUCAUCUCUCCUCAAGGCCUGCUGGCUGAAACCGUAUUUUACAUUAUGCAGAUGUGAAAAGAGCUGGAGGCUGGGGGAGAGAAGGAUGAAAUGGGUGAAGGAGUGAGGGAGUGCGCUUACUUAACUACUGAUCACCCUGAGCCCAAAGUGUGUCUGAAGGCUUGGGUCUUUAAGCCCAGAUAGACUACAAAUACUGAUGUAAUCCUCAUGCUUUCCAUCAUGGAUUAACUGAUCCUGCACAGGUGCAAGGAGCACUCCAGCAUCUUGUCACAAUGGCUAAUGAAUUUCAAAACAUCUCAAGUUAACCUGCAUGUAAUGGAAAUCUCAGGGCGGUUGUUUAACCGUCUAUGUUAAAAAUUCAUGACAACGUAAUGCAAAAGAAAAUACAACACACACCCUUUUUGGUAAAAAGGAAAUCUAUGGGCAGUCAAUGAAUCCAGGCUCAAUAAAUGAUUUAAAAUACACCAUAAUGACAAAAGUAUUGGAACACCAGCUAUUUGUGGUUCUUCCAUAAACCUUCACCACAAACUUAAAGGGACAUGGAUGUGCUAGCAUAAAAUUUCCCCUUCAAUUGAGCUAGGAGACCCAAACCUGUUCCAUUAUUAUUGAUGGUAUUUGGCCCUUUGUUCAGAGCAAAGCUCAGGGGUCCACAAGGGGCAGCUUGGUGUGGCUGGAAAUUAAAAUCAAACUCACAACCUUAAACCCAAUGCCAUUACCACUAAGCUACCACCGUCCCCAGCAUGACAUUUGUCCACAUAGUCAGCUCCAUGAAGAUAUGCUUUCCAUGGGUUGGAGUGGAAGAUCUCCUGCUAUAGAACUCUGAUCUCAAAGAUAAACUAAAACACUGACUGCACCCCAGGCUU